AUGUAACUUUUUAUUAUACAACUGAACAUUAAAGUUAAUCCUCUUUUCUGCUUAAUAUAACUUGCAAUUUCAAACAUGUUUUGUCUUCAUUUCUGAUAAACCUUUGGUUGGAAUAGAUAGCUUUGCUUUCCUGCUGGUCCCUUCUGGAAGUAUUCCGUUAUCUUUAAAUACUUGGGAGCAUACUCCUUAGUUAAAGGAACUCCAGCUUGCAUUCUUUGGCAAAGUGAAGAUUUUGUUAAAUAUGCACUCCCUACUAUUUAUCUUGAAAUCUCAGAGUUUUCUACCUUAGGGUUUUUGAAACUUGGAAACACCUGUACAUUAACUCUUUGUUCAAGUCUCCCUCAUUAGUCAGUAGACCGAUUUUGCUCCAGAUGUUAUCUCCUCCACACAUUUACAAGAUAGGAAACUCGUUCCCAGUCAUGUGUAUUUUUUUUCUGAGAUACUACUUUGAGUCAUUAUUUUUAAAGAUUGUGAAUUAGAAUAAUUUAAAGAGAGAACAUGGACUUAGUUUUGUUCCAAUUAAUGUUUGGGAUUCAAAGAAUCAUGAGAGAAAUUAUUUAAAUUAUUGCAUUCAGCUUGAAGAGACCCAGUGAAAGUCGAGUGUGCCUUCCAGGUUGCACACACCUUUCCUUGCCCUAUUCUCUUUCCUUGAGUCCUGCCUCAGUUUUCCAAACAUAGAGAUGCUGAGAGAAAGCGGUAGCCAUGGUUACCACAGUGAAGGAAGUCUCAGAGAGAAGGAUGGAAUCGUAAUUUUAAAAUCUGGAACCAUUGGUUUUUGUUUUUGUUUUUAAUAGACUUGCCUCCAAGUUGAGUGAUGAUAGUUUUUUCAGUCUGGCCUUGUUUAUUCACAAAUUGCAGCCUCAGGAAACCGAGUGAAGAGCUCCUUCUUUGUUGCUGCUGCUGUUGUCUCUGGAGCCCACCUAGUGACUGUGAUGAUGAGCCCCACCGGCUGUGGAAGCUGGCUGAGAAGGGGACCUCGGGGCCCGAUCCGACCACCGUCUACGUGGACAUGAGAGCUCUGAGACACGACAGAGUCCGUUUAGUAGAAAGAGGAUCUCCUCAUAGUUUGCCCCUAAUGGAAUCAGGAAAAAUACUUCCAGGGGUUCGGAUCAUAAUUGCCAAUCCAGAAACAAAAGGACCGUUGGGAGACUCACACCUGGGUGAGAUCUGGGUUCACAGUGCCCACAAUGCCAGUGGUUAUUUCACUAUUUACGGAGAUGAAUCCCUCCAGUCAGAUCACUUCAACUCAAGAUUAAGUUUUGGAGACACACAGACCGUCUGGGCACGAACAGGCUAUUUGGGGUUCCUGCGGAGAACUGAACUCACUGAUGCAAAUGGAGAGCGCCACGACGCCCUCUACGUGGUGGGGGCCCUAGAUGAGGCCAUGGAGCUGCGCGGCAUGAGGUAUCACCCGAUAGACAUUGAGACCUCCGUCAUCAGAGCCCACAAAAGCGUCACGGAAUGUGCUGUGUUCACCUGGACAAACUUGCUGGUGGUUGUGGUUGAGCUCGACGGGUCCGAGCAGGAAGCCCUGGACCUGGUCCCCCUGGUGACCAACGUGGUCCUGGAGGAGCACUACCUGGUGGUGGGGGUGGUGGUGGUGGUGGACAUCGGCGUCAUCCCCAUCAACUCCCGGGGGGAGAAGCAGCGCAUGCACCUCCGCGACGGCUUCCUGGCCGACCAGCUGGACCCUAUUUACGUGGCCUACAACAUGUAGACGCUCCCAGAGGCAGGCCAUCUGCUCAGUGUCGCGAGUGUGCAGACGCCAGGGCGAGUUUCCGAGCGGAGCCUUUGCCAAGUGGUGGGGAGGAGACUUUCCACUCGUCCUGAUCGGCACGGGGAUGAGACGAGAAAUGUGAAGUUUGCUCAGAAGGACUUUGUGUUACUGCCUUCAGUUCGUUGGAAAAGCCCAUUUCAAAAACUUUUUCUUUUUUUUUUAAUUAUUGGAUAAUAAGUGCUUUCUUCGUAAAUGUGGUAUUUUGUUAAGCCAAAAUAGCAAUUAAAAAAAUAUUCUGCCCUCCAGAUGGGUUCUUUUAAACAAUUUAUGUAGUGUAACAAAGAAUUGUUUUCUCUGUUUUAAUGUGUCAUGAAAUCUUAAUGCCAUGGACCUGCUACUAAUUUAAGCCAUUGCUGGAGCUCAUCCUUUUAGGACAGUUUGUUGAGGUACGAGAAAACCUUCCAAAUAGCACCUUCCAAUUAGAUUUUAGCAGCUUUCUUUGUCAGAAAUGUGCUGAAGAAACAGGCUAAUAAUCGGCCUUUGAAUUUUAGCAUGGAAUGAGAAGAAAUUAUAAAUAAGGUGUAUUUCGGCAAUUACCUUGCAGAUAUCUUUGUACUAAACUAAAAUGAUAAAAUAAGUUAACUUCUUAUGUAAUUAUGUACAAAACGUUUAAUUUAUUUUGAUCUCUUUAGAAGUAUAACAGAGAAAACAUUCAAGAAUAUUAAAGUCUUGUAAUGUUUGCUAAUAUAAAAAGUGUUGUAUUAUCUUGCGUGGAUAGCAUCACAACAAAUAUAUAUAUAUGAAAUAUAAAUUCACUAAGAACAAAGGAGAUUUUAAAGUUUAAAACGCAGAACCUGUCACUUGCAUGGCGUCCCCUCCACUGCACUGUAGAUAGACUCUCGCCCGUUGCUGGUGUGCGCGGCCAGACGGCCAGCAGCACAGUCGGAACCUUUCCUCUGGAACCAGAGACCAGCAAGUGGCGCUGUCGCCUCAGAGGUGGCGGAUCGGAGCUGGACGUGCACUUUUCCCUCUGCUGCGGGGUCUCGACGGAUUGUCAGUGCCGCGUGCCCACCGCACUGCACGGCCUGGGGAGCAGCUGGCCCACAGCACGCGCUCCCUCGGCCGCAAGAAUUCAUUGCACAAUGUUCCCAUCAUUUUUGUUUGUGUCACCUUUUUUUGGUCCUCGGUAUGAAAAGGAGUGUCAUUCUGUGGUCAUUUGCAGCGGGUUGUGCUGACUCCCUCAGCGGCUUUAAGGGAAGAUACUCACCAGGGAGGGGGUCGUGCCCGGGGAGCCGCCCCCACUGCCGGGACAACAGAGCCACUGGCUGGGGCAGGAGGCCCCCAACGCCCCCUCUUCUCCCCCACACCCCCCACCCCCGUCACCGCACCUC
This is a messenger RNA of Physeter macrocephalus (sperm whale), 3108 nucleotides long. Its product is annotated as disco-interacting protein 2 homolog C-like. NCBI's taxonomy places the organism in Eukaryota, Metazoa, Chordata, Mammalia, Artiodactyla, Physeteridae. The coding region runs from base 815 to 1717 and encodes 300 amino acids. The record is from RefSeq and is a predicted model, not a curated record. The transcript has 8 exons.